This is a messenger RNA of Prosopis cineraria, 2535 nucleotides long. RefSeq names its product probable pectinesterase/pectinesterase inhibitor 20. Gene Ontology annotation, molecular function: pectinesterase inhibitor activity; pectinesterase activity. The coding region runs from base 504 to 2210 and encodes 568 amino acids. The transcript has 2 exons. Gene Ontology annotation, biological process: cell wall modification. The record is from RefSeq and is a predicted model, not a curated record. NCBI's taxonomy places the organism in Eukaryota, Viridiplantae, Streptophyta, Magnoliopsida, Fabales, Fabaceae.
UUUGCCUGUCAACGUGUCAAUCUCUCAUGUACAGAUUACAAUGAAAACAUUCAUGCCGGUGUAUAAUUUAAACAAGGCGGCCUUCAUUUUCAUUUUCUGCAGCAUUUCCGCAGCUGACAACCAAUCUUGAAAAGCAACAAAAGGAUUGUAUCAACAUUGUUAUCCCGACGGAGAUUUGGAUACAUGAACCACUGCAUUAUAUACGCGACUUCUAUAUAUGUUUAUUUCUCCUGCAUUACAAAAUUAAUAAAUAUAAUAGAAUGACUGUACUGUGUUCGUGUCCAUCAACUUCGGCAUGUGGACGUGCCCUGCUGUAUGGAAUCCCUUCAUACCUAAAACAACAGGCUUGACUACUUUCGCUCAAACUCGCUUAAAAUACAAUUUACUGGGACACUCAUUUCUCAAUGUUACACGAAUCAAGAGCCCCGCUCUAUAAUAAGGAACGCAAAUCUCCAUACCCUCCCAUCUAACAGAAUAUCUUAUCCUUUAUUCCAAACCCAGCAAUGGCUUUCAAGCUCUUGCCCUUUCUUGCACUCUCAUCUUUUUAUUACCUAUUUCUUUCCUCGUUUCUGUUGUUAUCUACAGCAGUACCCCAUCAGCAUGGAAGAGCUCAAGUUCCUCCAGAAACCGUCUGCGACACCACACAACACCCUUCUUAUUGCAAACAUGCUCUCGCUCAUCACCACGGCAACAACGUCUAUGACUAUGGACGUAUCUCUUUUCGAAAAUCCUUAUCUCACUCUCACAAGUUUCUCAACCUAGUGGACUCCUAUCUUCAAUAUCCCUCCUCUCUGUCUCAGUCCACUAUCCGAGCUCUUCAAGAUUGUCAAUUCCUCUCUCAACUAAACUAUGAAUACUUAUCAACCUCCUAUUCCACUGUCAAUCGAUCUAGCUAUGUUCUUCCCUACUCCAAAGCCGAAGAUAUUCAAACCAUGCUCAGUGCCAUUCUCACGAACCAACAGACUUGUUUGGACGGCCUUCAGACAACGGCUUCAGAUCCGAGACUGAAGGACCGUCUUUCCGGUUCACUCCUAAACGACACUAACCUUCACAGCGUCUCACUUGCUCUGUUCGUGAGGGGCUGGGUUCCUGAAAGGAAAAACAAACCGUCAUUUUCGCGCAAUUUAGGUUUCCAGAAUGGACGUUUGCCGUUGGAGAUGUCAAAGCCAGCACGUGACAUUUAUGAGUAUGCCAGAAGAAACGGGAGAAAACUGCUCCAAACUGUGACCGACGUUGCAAGCGUCGUGAUAAGGGACAUCGUGAUCGUUAGUCAGGACGGAAGCGGAAACUAUUCCACCAUUAACGACGCCAUAGCAGCUGCCCCCAAUAACACCGCAUCUGCGGAAGGCUAUUUCUUGGUUUAUAUCACGGAGGGUGUGUAUCAGGAAUACGUAAACAUAGCGAAAAACAAAAAGAACUUGAUGUUACUGGGAGAUGGAAUUAAUCGAACAGUCAUCACGGGCAAUCGCAGUGUUGUGGAUGGGUGGACAACAUUCAAUUCAGCAACAUUUAUUGUGGUAGGACAAGGGUUUGUGGCAGUGAACAUAACAUUCAGAAACACGGCAGGUCCAAUCAAAAGACAAGCAGUGGCAUUAAGAAGUGGAGCGGACAUGUCAACUUUCUACAGUUGCAGUUUCGAAGGCUACCAGGACACCCUAUAUACGCAUUCUAUGAGGCAACUUUACAGAGAGUGCGACAUAUAUGGAACUGUGGACUUCAUAUUUGGCAACGCGGCUGUUGUAUUACAGAACUGCAACAUAUACCCACGCUUGCCCAUGAGUGGACAAUUCAACGCAAUCACAGCACAGGGUCGAACCGACCCAAACCAGAACACGGGCAUUUCCAUACAGAAUGCCACUAUAAAGGCUUCCGACGGUCUUAUUGAUGCUUCCCAGAAUGGGACGGUGAAGACGUACCUCGGGAGGCCAUGGAAGGAGUACUCGAGGACGAUUUACAUGCAGAGUUUCAUGGACGAUUUGAUAGAAGCUUCGGGUUGGCGGGAGUGGAAUGGGAAUUUUGGUUUGGACACGCUGUACUACGCAGAAUAUGACAACAGGGGACGUGGUUCGGCCACCGGGAACAGGGUGACGUGGCCCGGUUACCAUUUGAUUAAUGCCUCCGAUGCCGUUAAUUUCACGGCGGCUAACUUCCUGCAAGCUGAUGCUUGGCUGCCGCGCACCGGCGUCCCCUUCUUCGCUGGUUUGAUUUAGAUCCAUUCUUACAACCACGCUGCUCUGUUUUCCCAUUGGAAUGAGUAGCCACGCUCCACUUUACAAGUCUCUGAGCAUUGUUGAUCAUGGUUAUUAACAUUACAGAUGUUUGCUCCUCCUCUUUCUGACAAUACCUUAUUUUUUUCAGUAUUCGGAUUCUCAGAUGAUUAGCAUGCUGGACCUUUUAUAUUUAUUUCCUGUGGGCGAUGGCAUGUAUGCAUAAAUGUAUUUUGCAUUGACAAAGCAAGACCGUGAUGGCUGUUGAUGAUGUUGCGGUGAUUGUCCGCUAAAAGAAAAGAACACGACUGUAUAUUCAUGGUGCCGA